Neltuma alba is the source of this 1734-nucleotide messenger RNA. RefSeq names its product flavin-containing monooxygenase FMO GS-OX4-like. NCBI's taxonomy places the organism in Eukaryota, Viridiplantae, Streptophyta, Magnoliopsida, Fabales, Fabaceae. Gene Ontology annotation, molecular function: NADP binding; N,N-dimethylaniline monooxygenase activity; flavin adenine dinucleotide binding. The coding region runs from base 234 to 1553 and encodes 439 amino acids. The transcript is spliced from 7 exons. The record is from RefSeq and is a predicted model, not a curated record.
GUAUAAUAUAGCCGGUUCAUUAUAGCGAAGCUUCGCUUGUGGACUAUCACCGGUCAGCCAUGGAGUCCAUAGAAUUCCAGGCACAAUCAUCGUUUUUGUCUUCUUCUUUGUCAGUUUCACCAAACCAAAAGGCUCCCCAUUCAUUCUCUUUAAAUGAGAAUCAUCAAAAGGCCCCAAUGGAUUCUCUGCCUCGUUCUCGUCUCUGAGCUCCAUCAUUGCACUAAACUCCAGAGAUGGUCCAAUCCGUGCAUGUCGCCGUAAUCGGAGCCGGCGCUGCUGGUCUCUGCGCCGCCCGCGAGCUUAUGCGUGAAGGCCAUACGGUCGUCGUCUUCGAGAAAAGCGAUCAAAUCGGAGGUACAUGGAAAUACGAUCCGCUAACGGAGUCCGAUCCAAUUGGCAUGGACCCAACACGGGAAGUCGUCCACAGUAGCCUCUACCUCUCGUUACGCACCAAUCUUCCCAGACAAUUGAUGGGUUUUCUGGACUAUCCGUUUCCCGAGAAUCGCGAGAACGGGGACCCGCGAACUUUUCCUGGUCACGAAGAGGUGCUCUGGUUUCUGAACAAGUUCGCUGAUGACUUUGGGAUUCGUGAGCUGAUUCGAUUCAACAGAGAAGUGCUUCGGAUCGAGCGAGUGGAUGGGAGGAAUGACAAGUGGGUCAUUCAAUCGAAGAGUCGUGGCGGCGGCGGCGGCGAUUCUUUGUUUCAGGACUUUUUUCAAGCAGUUGUUGUGUGCUCGGGUCACUUCACAGAACCAAGAAUAGCUCAAAUUCCAGGUAUUGAGAAGUGGCCAGGAUUUCAGAUUCACAGCCACAGCUACAGGGUACCCGAACCAUUUCGCAAUCAGAGCGUGGUCGUAAUUGGAUUUGGACCCAGUGCCUUUGAUAUCUCAAGAGACGUUGCAAGAGUAGCUAAGGAGGUUCACAUAGCAACAAGAAAUCCAAAUGUGAAGUCUGCGAAGUUAGCAAAUCAUGAUAAUAUAUGGCAGCAUCCCAUGGUCAAAUGUGCAUCUGAAGAUGGCUUGGUUGUGUUUGAGGAUGGAUCAUCUGUGUCUGCCGAUGUCAUAUUCUAUUGUACUGGAUACAAGUACAACUAUCCAUUCCUUGAAACUAAUGGAAUAGUAACCAUUGAUGGCAAUCGUGUUGGACCAUUAUACAAGCAUGUCUUUCCUCCUGCUUUAGCUCCUUGGCUCUCUUCAUCAUUGCAGGCGAUCAUCUUCCAAAAAUUGGAAUUACAAUCCAAGUGGGUGGCACGAGUUUUAUCUGGUAAAGUCCUUAUACCUACGGAAAAGGAGAUGAUGAAUUAUGUUGAAGAAUACUAUCAGCGAUUGGAGAAUAUUGGGAUUCCCAAGCACCGUACUCAUUACUUGUAUUUUGAGGAGGUUGGGUACAGCCAAUGGCUUGCCAAAGAAUCAGGCUUGCCUCCAGUCGACAAGUGGAGAGAAAGCAUGUAUGCAGAGUGCAUGAAAAAGAUAGGAAACAUGGAAGACAGCUACAGAGAGCAAUGGGAUAAUGCUUAUUGGGAAACAAUCAUAAAGGGCGAAUCAUCUCAUUAGAUAUGAUGUUGCAGUUCCCCUGAUAAGUUUAUUUCCCAUAUAUUCAUUGUUGUCUCAUCUUGAUUAAUAUUAGCUAUGCAUGUAGAUUUAGACCCAGACGCAUGUAGGAUUUAUCUGGCUCUGAUGAACGAAACUUGAAUAAAUUUCAUAUUGAAUUUUAUCAAAGUGUCCAUUUGCAUUA